UAUCCAACAACAGUAAAGUCUAUAAGUAAUAAAUAACAAUUGAAAAAAAUAAAUAAAAAUAAAAUACAUAUUUUUUGUUAAAUAAUACAUUUUUCAAAAUGAAUAAGCGUAUGCCUAGAAUAUCUGGGCCGAAAUUAACUAAAAGGCAAAAAGUUAGAUUAUUGGAGAUGAUGAAAGAUUCUCCAGAAUUGGAAUAUGGUAACCGUGGCGUUAGUUAUAUGAAAAAUGCGUGUGCUCGGGAAGGAGCUAUCAGAAGAUGGAAGGAAAUUGCGAAUGAAUUAAAUUGUAUGGAUGGCACUGUACACAAAGAAUGGCAAUCAUGGAGAAAGACAUGGUCGGAUAUACGAGCUAAAAUGACAGAAGAUUGGUCCUCAGUCGUAAAUACCUACUUAAAAGAAAAUACAAUGCGUGGUAAUAUAACGAAUUCAUAUAUUAGUGAUGGGACAAAGCAUACCCAAAAAUCAAACUAUACUAGUGAAAUGUUUUUUGAUGGUUCUUAUAAUCAUUCAAAAGACGAACAAGAGUUUGGAGAUUUCAAUGAAAAUUCCUCAUUUACUAAUGAAAAAUCAAUGAGGAGAAUAACUACAGGAAAGAACCUUGAAUCGGAAUCGCUAGUUGAACAUGAUAAUCCAAUUACCAAAACUGAAUACAAUAGUGAAGAGGAGGAUGCUGGUCUAUAUGUGAUACAAACUAAUUCCAACCAGCAAAAUAUUGAACAAAAUCCUAGUAAUGAUCACAAAAGGAAAAAGAAGAGAUCGCAUAACAAUUACAAAAAAGAAAAAAUUUCAUUGUCUCACCUCAUGCAUCAGUAUAUAAAUAAAAAAGCUAAAGUGAAAGAAGAAUAUUAUUCAAGGAAGUUAUUGCUUUUAGAACGAGACGUAACAGCUAAAGAAUCAAUAGCAUCAUCUUUAAGAAUUUUAGCAGAAGGAAGAUCAGAUUUAUUUCAAUUACCUUAAAAUAAUUAUAAAUUUAUUUUAGUUAUUACUUUUAGACAUUUAAAAUAGUUUAAAAUAUUUUAAAUAGACACAAGUAAAUGGUGAUGUAAAUGGUACAUUACAUUGAAAUAACGUAAUGUACAAUAAAUAUGUAAUACAUAUAACAAUGUGCAUACAUAAAUUUGAGUAGAUAAGCAUAUUUUUGAAAGGUAAUAUAAAUUAGUAAAAUACAAUUAAAAAUAUAAAUUGAAUGUACACAUACAGAAACAGUUUUAAGAUAUAUUUUCCAAAUUUCUUAUUUCGUUAGGCUUAGGAGUAAAUCAAGAAGCUAACUUCAAACUUUUUUUUAAUAUGUGUUACGUUGCAUUACAUAACUUGUGUUUUAAGGCUAGAAUAACAAACCUUUCUUUAUACAUAUUUGCUAUGUAAAAAAUAAAUAGAAACAUUUUAUUUAAUUAAAAAAACAUUUUAUAUUCCCAAAAAUUUUUUAGAACAUAUAAUGCUGAAGAAAGAUAAUUUUAUUUUAAAAAUAUGUACAUAUUUAGUGAUUUAAGUGACUGCCUAUGUACAUAUUUAGUGAUUUUAAAUACUAAAUUGAACUCAUAGAUUAAGCUAUUAUAAUUUAAAUAUUUUACCUUAUUUA
Condylostylus longicornis is the source of this 1578-nucleotide messenger RNA. RefSeq lists its product as uncharacterized. The transcript has 3 exons. NCBI's taxonomy places the organism in Eukaryota, Metazoa, Arthropoda, Insecta, Diptera, Dolichopodidae. The record is from RefSeq and is a predicted model, not a curated record. The coding region runs from base 99 to 956 and encodes 285 amino acids.